GCUCGCCGGAUCAGCUGAUCAGAGAACAAGAAAGCCAGAACCAGUUUCACCAACUUCGCUCAACUUAAUCGAUUGAUUAUUCCGUUGGAAGUGACAAAUCGCAUUGAUCGAUCAGCCGAAAUUGACCAACCACGAUUGACGUUCAAUCGAUCGAUGAAUCAAAAGGAAUUUGUGAAACUGGCAUUUUUACUUUGUAUGGUUGCAAGCUUUGCCGCAUGUCUUGUAUACAACUGAGAACUGUUUUGUUACAUUUUUUUACAUGCACAGAACUCAAGUUGCAGUUUAGAUUUGAUAUUACUUUGCACUUUUUUCCCAUACUCUAAUGGAAAAGUAAUUAAAUGUGAUUAAAAAGUGAUUUAAAUUAAUUAAGAAAACCAAUAAGGAUACACAAAGUUGCAUGUUAAACUGUUUAAAUGGAGAAGCGGAAAAUGUUAGAUAAAAUCACAAUAGAUACUUCUUCAGAUGACUCUGAAGAUGAUUUAUAUACAAAUUUUGCUGGUCGCUUAAGAGCAUUAAAAAAACAACGUUUAAUAGAGGAAGUUCCCAUUCAAGAAAGACUUUCUCCUAAAAUUGAUGAGCAAAUAAAUACGGAUAAGGAAAUAAAUAGCACAGAAACAAAUAAUGAAAACAUAGAUAUUAAUAAACUGUAUGAUAAUAAUGAAAUACAUGAUAAUAAUGAAAUACAUGAUAAUAAUGAAAUAGAGUUAUACGAUAGCGAAGAUGAUAUGCUCGAGUAUGGUAUUCAAACACGAAGCAGAACUAGGAUGGUAAGAAAUAGGCGAAAUAAACGAAAGAAAAAAAAUAACAAUGCUGUCGUUAGGAGAGUUAGAGAAAGGCAUUCGCCUGCGAAUGAUGUACAGUACAAUGGAACGGAAAUCGUUCUGAUUGAUGAUGCGGCCAACAAACCAAUUCCUCAGUUUCCUCAAGAUGUAAUCGCAUUAUCAGAUAAUGAUGAUAAUGAAGGUGAUGAUGGUGCUCUCAGUGAAGACGAUAAUUAUGAGAUAUAUAUAAAAGUGCACUGGAGAUCGAAUAGACUGGAUCGUUUAAAAUUACGCAGACAUGAUAGUUUUCAACAGAUUUUUCAGCACUACGCCAAUCUGGAAAACGUUUCUGAAAAUGAAAUCUUAAUUAUGAAAAACGAUAAAAGUAUUAAUCGUACCGACACUCCUGCUUCGCUCAAACUUACCGUUGUAGACAUACUCGACGGUGGUAUAAUAAAUCCAGGCAUGAACACGCUUACCGAAGAUAAGAUUACUAAAGAUGACAAUGUAUGUAACAUCAAGAUACAAACAUCAAGCAAGAAACAGUCGUUGACCAUCUCACUUAGGAGGGAUCAACAGUUUAAAUUCUUAUUCACGAAAUGCGCUGAACAGCUCGGAAUAAAGGAGAACACUUUGAAGUUUUACUUCGACGGAGAACAAAUUAAUUCUAACGAUACUCCGGAAUCGUUGGAUAUCGAGGGAGAAGCCUGCAUUGAUCUUCACAUCUCUACAUAACAAACCAAAAUGAUAAUAAUUAAGUUUUUUUUAUACAUCUUUGACACUGUUUGCUCAUGUUCGUUUGUACAUAUAUUGUCAUUUUUCAAUUAAAUUAUUUUUACUUGUGUAACUAUUUGUAAAAUUUCUGAAAAUUGUAUGUCUUACCUUUUUAGCAGUGUCUGCUUUUGACGAUCAAAACUUCGUCUAAAGUAACUAUGCAAAAGGUUAAUACUUGUUUUAAAAAAAUAAGGAUCAAUAUAAUGUACCUUGAAUUUAGUCGCAUAAGGUUUUUAUAAUUUGCCAAAUGUAUGAUAUGCCAAUUUGUAAUGUAACUUAUGAUGGAAUAAUCUCAGGAAAAUAAAUUUCAAGCAUAUAAAAAAAAAUCACGAAAUUAUACAAUAAAAUGUUACAAUAUAUACAUGC
Messenger RNA from Pseudomyrmex gracilis, 1901 nucleotides. RefSeq lists its product as uncharacterized. Bases 414 to 1496 code for a protein of 360 amino acids. Gene Ontology annotation, molecular function: protein binding. Gene Ontology annotation, biological process: cytokine production; positive regulation of transcription by RNA polymerase II. The record is from RefSeq and is a predicted model, not a curated record. NCBI's taxonomy places the organism in Eukaryota, Metazoa, Arthropoda, Insecta, Hymenoptera, Formicidae. The transcript is spliced from 7 exons.